CCAAGACCUGUGACAGUGACAGUGAUCGUCCCGAGUCUUUAUUUCACUUCGGGUGAGAUCCCGGCGCAGUUUUUGGGGGGGCAGCGCCUAGACUGUACACUGACCACCACAGCCAUGGGCAAAGUGAAAACUUUAGCUCUCCUCUACGACCGGCCCGCCUACUCUACCAGGGAAUGGAUCACCGGACGGAUUGUGGUGGAGCUGACGGAUCAGACCGAGGUGAAAGCGUUGAAAAUCCACGCGAAAGGCCAGGAGUUCGUGCGCUGGGUGGAAGGGCACGGGGGUGCCAACUCCAGUCAGAGUCGGGUGUACACACAGCAGCUGCGACACUUCCAGCACAAAUGCCUGUUGAUUGGCACGGAUUCUUCUGAUGAAGUUACUGUACUGCAGGAGGGCAUUCAUGAGUAUCCAUUCAGUCUUGUGCUUCCACCAACGCCACCGCUACCUUCUUCCUUUAAGGGUACCUAUGGUCACGUGAGCUAUUGGAUGACGGCCAAACUGCACAGGCCACUGAAGCUGAGAAUUAAAACCAAAGAACCGUUUACAGUAUAUAACCAGGUUGACAUUAACACUCCCAGACUAUUGGAACCACACACAGCAGCGAAUGAGAAAACUAUUUGUUGCUGGUGUUGUGCUUCUGGCCCGAUAUCACUAAAAGCCGAAGUUGAACGGAUGGGCUAUGUGGCAGGUGAAUCGAUUAAAAUAUUUGUUGAGAUUGAGAACCACUCUUCCCGCAAAGUGGUGCCAAAGGCAGCCAUUGUGAAAACAAUCAUAUUCCAUGCAAAAACCAAGAAAAAGACCCUGUCGGAGGUUAUAAUCAAAACCAAGGGAGAGCCAGUCCUAGCCGGACAAAAAGACAGUCGGAAUUCAAUGAUGUUGGAAAUCCCAGAAUUGAUUCCGACACUCAUGAACUGCAGCAUCAUUCAGAUGGACUAUUCAAUUCAGGUAACUGUAGAUAUCCCACGGUCAAUGGGUUUAACGGUUGAUUUACCAAUAGUUAUUGGUACAAUUCCAUUGCAUUCUUACGGUGGCCCAGCCAGUGACUUCAAUAACCAAUAUGGGAUGAACUACAGCAAUGUAAAUCAUGGCUUCCCUGAAGGAUCAGCAGUGGAAGCUGGUUUUCAAGCAGCCAACAAGAGUCUUGGCUACUACACAUAAAGGGAAUAGAAAUUCUUCAGAGAUACAACAGAUUGAAGAUUACAUGAAGUCUUCAGUGUUGGGUUUAUGAUGUCUAGAUUGGUUCUUGAGUCAUCUGGCCAAAUCCAACCUCCUCAAAAUAUCUUCAAUUUACAGACAUACAAAAUAGAAUAGGACACAAUAAUCUUAAACCAAAAAACAUUGUUAUUGUUCUUUUGUUUUAUUAUAUUUCAGAAUAAGAUCAUUAUUAAUCACUUUAAAUUGCCAAUAACAUAUUUACAUGAACAGCACCAUAGCCAAUGCAUGUGGGCCGUAUUGUUUUGUUAGAUACUGGUAUUGUUCUCCCUAACUUCAGAGAAUUGUAUUCUUAAUCUUUUUUUUCAAUUUUCAUAAGUUGAUGCCUUUUGAAGAUAUAUAUUUUAUCUGUAUAUGUAUGUAUAUGUUCUGUUAACACAAUAUCAUCAGUUGAUGUCUCACAUCUAUACAUAUUUUGUCAUUAUAAUAUGCAUGUGACCAAGUUGGUAAAGAUUUUUCCAUAAGUUGUACAGCAUAGAAACAGACCAUUUAUUCAUCUCGCCUAAUUGAACCUCCUCCCAUUUCGACUCAUCUAAAUCUAUCGGCAGAACCCUCCAUUCCCUUCUCCUUAAUGUACUUGCCCGUCUUUUUAAAUGUAUAUAUUUUUGUCCUAGCCUCUCCUAGUCAACAAGUUCCAUAUUCCCACCAUUCUUUAGGUAUUUGAGUUCCCUUUUGGAUUUCUUAUUCAUUAUCUUACACUGAAAGUCUCUA
This is a messenger RNA of Amblyraja radiata (thorny skate), 1923 nucleotides long. Its product is annotated as arrestin domain-containing protein 3-like. The transcript has 7 exons. The coding region runs from base 115 to 1158 and encodes 347 amino acids. Gene Ontology annotation, cellular component: cytoplasm. Lineage: Eukaryota; Metazoa; Chordata; Chondrichthyes; Rajiformes; Rajidae. The record is from RefSeq and is a predicted model, not a curated record. Gene Ontology annotation, biological process: protein transport.